CUUCCAUCUGUGGGGAGAGGCCAGAUGAAGGCUGUCUGAAACCUCUGGGACCUCCAAUCCACAGACACCUUCCUCCGGCCUCCCAUUGCCCAGACUGCUCAGCCCUCCUUUGAGGCGGCCCAGCCAGUGGGCACCUGCCCACACAGUGCCAGGGGUGGCUCCUGAGAAAGGGGAGAGUUGAGGUGUGAUGCCUAGUAGGACCUUGAGCAAGCACCCAGCCUCUCGUCCAAGUUUCCUCAGCUGUCAAAUGGAGCGCAAGGGAGAUUUUGUCAGACUGGAUGUGCUACUGUAUAGUUUCACAUAGGGCUGCCUCGUAGAAAGCGCUUAAAAAGUGGCUCUAUUACCCCAGUACGUAUUUCUACAUAAAACGUAUUUCUAAUCCCUACUCUCUCACUUUCGUGUUAGGCCCCCGAAGGAUUUCUGGGUGACUCUCCAGCCCCCAGGCCAGAGUCCAACUCCCACGAAGAGCCAACGCAAAACAGGACUCAGGGAACAACUCCUCGCCCGCCCCUUCCGAGCCCGGCAUGGACUACAAAGCCCAGAAGGCACCGCGCACCACGCCCGCCUCACCUGACCGAGGGGCACGGCGUGCGGCACAGCUCGCUCCAUCUCGAGAACUACAAGUCCCAGAGUGCUCCGCGCGCGACGCAAUCUCACCAAUCCCGACGUGCACGCGAGCGGCUCUCCUUCCUGGCACCCCGCCGCCCCAACACCGCUGGCCAACGUGGCGCGAAAGCAGCUGCCGCGUACCAGCCCGAGCCCCAGGAACCGAGGUGACCGCCGCGAAGAUCCCGGACACUAAGUGGCGCCCACCACAGCCCCGCUACGCCGGAUCCCCUCCCCCACCCUGCCAAACAGACCCGCCUUCCAGCCGCGCGCCGCCCGUCUUCCACGCCUGCGCAGAACCUCCCCACUGCGCGCGCCUAAGGUCACGCCCCUCGCGUUGGGCCACGCCCUCAGGCUCCGCCCCUGUCGCCUGGAUCCCACCCCUGCCCACAGGACCCCGAACCCCCAUGAUCCUGCAGCAGCCCCUGGAGCGAGGCCCCCCGGGUAGGGCCCAGCGCGAUCCGCGGGCUGCCUCGGGGGCGCCCCGAGGCCUGGACACGAGCUCCCCUCUCCGAGGAGCUGUGCCCAUGAGCACCAAGCGGCGCCUGGAGGAGGAGCAGGAACCCCUGCGCAAGCAGUUCCUGUCUGAGGAGAACAUGGCCACCCACUUCUCUCGACUCAGCCUGCACAAUGACCACCCUUACUGCAGCCCCCCCAUGGCUUUCCUCGCAGCUCUUCCCCCACUCAGGAGCCCUUGCUCUGAGCUGUUUCUCUGGCGCUACCCUGGGAACCUGAUCCCCGAGGCCCUCCGGCUACUGAGGCUGGGGGACACCCCCACCUCCCACUACCCUGCAACCCCAGCUGGGGACAUAAUGGAGCUCUGAGUGCUGGCAGGCGGUGCCCCUACUUGCCUUCCUUCUUCACAACAGAGGAGACCAGCACCCCCACGAAGGGACCAGCUGCCCCGCUCUUCCUCCAGACCGGGCCUCUGGGCACCAGGACCUUCCUCUAACAGAGGAGGACACUGAGCUCACAGAGCCCUGGGGUGGGAGGAGCAGGAACAUGGGGAGAGAGCUCCCUCCCCCGGGAGAACUGAAUAAAGAUUGCUGAGUAAAUGAAA
Molecule: messenger RNA, 1666 nt
Organism: Equus quagga
Lineage: Eukaryota; Metazoa; Chordata; Mammalia; Perissodactyla; Equidae
Gene: HCFC1R1
Product: host cell factor C1 regulator 1
Exons: 4
Coding region: 525-1430 (301 amino acids)
Source: RefSeq, a predicted model, not a curated record